Melanaphis sacchari is the source of this 1266-nucleotide messenger RNA. RefSeq names its product tigger transposable element-derived protein 4-like. The record is from RefSeq and is a predicted model, not a curated record. The coding region runs from base 1 to 1266 and encodes 421 amino acids. Gene Ontology annotation, molecular function: DNA binding. The transcript has a single exon. Lineage: Eukaryota; Metazoa; Arthropoda; Insecta; Hemiptera; Aphididae. Gene Ontology annotation, cellular component: nucleus.
AUGUCUAGAAAAGAUCUCUCCCUCAAGGAAAAAAUUGCGAUUUUAGACAAAGUGAAAUCGCUACCUCCAGGCACUUCACAACGUAAAAUUGCUGAAAAAUUAUGCGUUCCGAAAUCAACGGUGGCGAAACUGCUCAAAGAAGAAGUCAUUUUACGCGAAAACUUCAAUUCAACUAAAACUGGUAAUCAAAAACGUAAACGAGAAGGGAAAGAUCCCGAAGUUGACGAGGCUUUAAGUGAGUGGUUUUCAUUGAUAACAAGUCGCGGUGUUCGCGUGUCUGGGCCAAUGUUAAAAUGUAAAGCCGAAGAAUUAUCCCGGAAAAUUGGUAACUAUCAGUUUAUUGCAGUUUAUAUCAGGUUAAGCAGGUGGAAGAAUAGACACGAGAUAAAAUUCAAACGUGUACAUGGUGAAAAAGCAAGUGCUGAUGAAUCCGCCUCUAAUGAUUGGAAAGUUGACAGGCUAAAAAUAAUUUUGAACGACUUUUCCCCAGAUAACAUAUUUAAUGCAGAUGAAACUGGACAUAAUUAUCGAGCGACACCCGACGGUUCUUUAUGUUUUAAAAAAGAAGUUCUAUCUGGUUCAAAAAAAGCAAUGGACAGGAUUACAGUUUUGUUAUGUGUCAAUAUGACCGGGAGUGAUAAAAGAAAGCUGCUAGUAGUGGGGAAAAGCUUAAAACCUCGAUGUUUUAAAAAUAUGUCUAUAAAUAAAUUGCCAGUGCAUUACCAUGCGAAUAAAAAUGCAUGGAUGACUUCAACCAUAUUUUCAAACUGGCUAUGUGAAUGGGAUAAAGAAUUGCAAACAAAAUCUAGGUCCAUACUUCUUCUUAUUAAUAACUGUGCUGCACAUCCAAAAAACGUUCAACUCAAAAACAUCACUUUAGAAUUUUUGCCACCAAAUACCACAUCCUUAAUCCAACCCUUAGAUAUGGGUAUUAUCAAAAACCUCAAGGUGAGAUAUAGAACGAAACUAGUUCAUUUUAUUCUAGAAAAGAUAGAGGAAAACCUAUUUGAACCAUCUACAACUGCUAAUCAAAUAAGUGGCAAAAUAAACAUAUUGCAAGCGAUACAGUUUGUAACCGAGAGUUGGCGAGAAGUUAGCUGCUCAACUAUUAUGAAUUGUUUCACUCAUUGUGGAUUUUCUAAUUUUAUUGGUCCACAACCUGAGUUGACUGAAUUGGAUGAACAAUUUUUGUUUGUUCAAAACCAUAACGAAUUUGGAAACAUUGAUGAAAAUUGUAACGAGACAAAACGGGAUGCCAUCUGGUGA